AUGCAUGAAUUUCGUAAUGUAACACAACCAUCACAAAGACUUUAUGAAGAUUUAAUUGCUAAACAAGAAAUAUCAAUAAAUGAAUUUAAAAAAGAAUUAUUAAAUUCAUCUUCAAAAGAUUUUAGUACUACUCUUGUAUCAUCUUCAUCUUCACCAUGUCAUUUUUCUAGUGCUAUUAAUCCUUCACCCUCAAAACAUCGUCUUUCUAAUAAUAAUACACCAGCUCUUCCUUCUUAUGCAAUAUUACCACCUCGUUCAAGAUCUCAUCAUCGUCAUGCACAUCGAGAUAGUUCAUUACCAACGCAUGAUCAAGAAAAACAUCUGAAAUUUCUAUCAAAAGUUAGUCAAAAUGAUACAUUACAACGUCGAAAUUGUGAUCUACAAUUGAAUAAUCAUUUAAGACUAUAUCAACAACCAUUACCGUCGGAUGAACAACAUGCAUCACCUAUUCGUGCAUCAAGUUAUAAUGCUUUGCAACCAGUCACUGUAAAUAUAUAUUCUUUCUUUUGUGAGACAUGA
Rotaria sp. Silwood2 is the source of this 519-nucleotide messenger RNA. Lineage: Eukaryota; Metazoa; Rotifera; Eurotatoria; Philodinida; Philodinidae. The record is from the annotation of a GenBank genome assembly.